AGGGGCGCGGUGUAAACAGAGCGGCGGCCGUGAUGUCAGCCGGUCACAUGGAGCCUCUUAUGGCUCGGGAUGGCUCUCGGCGGGCGGGCAGCUGCGGCAGCUGCUGCUGUGGCUCGGGCGGCGGCGGCGCGGCGGCGGCAGAGGGGGCUCCGGGAUCGGACCAACCGCUCUCCCUGCGCUCUCCGCACCGCGGCUUAAAUGAUGUAUUUUGUGAUCGCAGCGAUGAAAGUAUUUAUACUUUUCUUCCGAAGUUUGAGGAUUUCAUCCUUCACUCUCAAUAUUUCUCAGAAAGGAACACAUCUUCCUGUCAAAAUUAUUGGAUGACUUUGGCAACCUCAGGCCACCUAUGAACUGAAAAGUGUUCUAUGUGUUGGAGUACCCAGAAUGGAUCGCCCAAAGGUUCUCUUUAGGGAAAGUACCAGCCCAGUGCCCGAAAUGCCGGAGAGUGGAAAGUCCUGGUCUCGGCAGGGAAAUGACGGUAGUGUUCUUGGAGACAGUGUUUUCGCAUGGCUGACAUUAAUGACAGCCCGAUGCUCUGCACUCACUGAAUGUUUUCAUUCCAGAAGAGCAUCAAAACCACUGAGUCCUUUCAAGUCAUCUUCUUUUACUGCAAAACCAGAAACCAUGCCGACAACGACUUUCGCUCAAAUUGAAAUUAUUCCAUGCAAGAUCUGUGGAGACAAAUCAUCAGGAAUCCAUUAUGGUGUCAUUACAUGUGAAGGCUGCAAGGGCUUUUUCAGGAGAAGUCAGCAAAGCAAUGCCACCUACUCCUGUCCUCGUCAGAAGAACUGUUUGAUUGAUCGAACCAGUAGAAACCGCUGCCAACACUGUCGAUUACAGAAAUGCCUUGCUGUAGGGAUGUCUCGAGAUGCUGUAAAAUUUGGCCGAAUGUCGAAGAAGCAGAGAGACAGCUUGUACGCAGAAGUGCAGAAGCACCGGAUGCAGCAGCAGCAGCGAGACCACCAGCAGCAGCCCGGAGAGGCCGAGCCGCUGACUCCAACCUACAACAUCUCGGCCAACGGGCUGACGGAACUACACGACGACCUCAGCAACUACAUCGACGGGCACACCCCUGAGGGGAGCAAGGCAGACUCUGCCGUCAGCAGCUUCUACCUGGACAUACAGCCUUCCCCAGACCAGUCAGGUCUUGAUAUCAAUGGAAUCAAACCAGAACCAAUAUGUGACUACACACCAGCAUCAGGCUUCUUUCCCUACUGUUCCUUCACCAAUGGAGAGACUUCUCCAACUGUGUCCAUGGCAGAACUAGAACACCUUGCACAGAAUAUAUCUAAAUCACAUCUGGAAACUUGCCAAUACUUGAGAGAAGAGCUCCAGCAGAUAACGUGGCAGACCUUUCUGCAGGAGGAGAUUGAGAACUAUCAGAACAAGCAGCGGGAGGUGAUGUGGCAGUUGUGUGCCAUCAAAAUCACAGAAGCUAUACAGUACGUGGUGGAGUUUGCCAAACGCAUCGAUGGAUUUAUGGAACUGUGUCAAAACGAUCAAAUUGUGCUUCUCAAAGCAGGUUCUCUAGAGGUGGUGUUCAUCAGAAUGUGCCGUGCCUUUGACUCUCAGAACAACACCGUGUACUUUGAUGGGAAAUAUGCUAGCCCUGAUGUCUUCAAAUCCUUAGGUUGUGAAGACUUUAUUAGCUUUGUAUUUGAAUUUGGAAAGAGUUUAUGUUCUAUGCACCUGACGGAAGAUGAAAUUGCAUUAUUUUCUGCAUUUGUACUGAUGUCAGCAGAUCGCUCAUGGCUGCAGGAAAAGGUAAAAAUUGAAAAACUGCAACAGAAAAUUCAGCUAGCUCUUCAACACGUCCUACAGAAGAAUCACCGAGAAGACGGAAUACUAACAAAGUUAAUAUGCAAGGUGUCUACAUUAAGAGCCUUAUGUGGACGACAUACAGAAAAGCUAAUGGCAUUUAAAGCAAUAUAUCCGGACAUUGUGCGACUUCAUUUUCCUCCAUUAUACAAGGAGUUAUUCACUUCAGAAUUUGAGCCAGCAAUGCAAAUUGAUGGGUAAAUGUAUCACCUAAGCGCUUCUAGAAUGUCUGAAGUACAAACAUGAAAAACAAACAAAAAAUAUUAACUGAGACACUUUAUAUGGCCCUGCACAGACCUGGAGCGCCAACACACUGCACAUCUUUUGGUGAUCGGGGUCAGGCAAAGGAGGGGAAACAAUGAAAACAAAUAAAAGUUGAACUUGUUUUUCUCAUGCAUAUGAUUUCCAUUAUGCCUACAGAUAUGGACCCUUUUUCUGUCUCGACUUCUUGAUCAUUGACCUCUGUUUACAACAGAAGGAGGGUACUAAAGUUGGAAGAGUUCCUUUUCUUGUAGCUCACUACCCACAGACUUUCUGCAGAGUCACCAAUCUGUUAGUAACAAGAGAGGCCAGCAAUAAUCGGUGGCCGGUGUGCACAGCGGAGGUUGCAGCAUUACUUUGCACAACUUGCUCUUUGUCUCAUGAAGGAAGUUUUUAUUUUUUUUUCACCGAUUAUUGCCAGUCAGCAGGAUGGCACGUAAAGGGUCCAUAGCACUAGCAACAAUAGCAUUAUAAUAUAUUACAGGGUAAAUGGGCAUGAAGACUAUAUAUAGCUAAAAGAGAUAUUGUUUAUAUAUUGUUUUAAUUAAUAUAAAAUGUAGUUACUGGUGUAGCUUUUCCUGUUGAAUUGAUAAGGCACUUUCAUUUUGCACCUUUUUCUUUAAAUUAAAUGCUAGCGUGUUCACUGUCGUGUCGCAUGUGCACCAGAAACACAAGUUUUACUGAGAAGGCUUGGAAGGUACGUCGGGAGGUAUUUAUGCUGCUGUUUACAAAAUUACUUUCAAAAGACUGGCUGGUCAUAUCUAGAAAUCACGAUGUUGGAUUAUUAUUUUUUUACGUGUGAAUUUGGAAUUAGAAACUGAACUCUCCCUAAAUUACGCCUUGCAUUUGGGUAAGUUUAAGGAUAGAUGUGUUUAUGCUUCAUACAAAGUUGAAUGGUAGAUUGGUGCUGUGGACUUAUACCAUCAUGAAUAUUAUUUUUAAAAAAGCUUUUUUAAAUGCCACCUAAAGGAGGCAGGGGAGGGGAGGCUCGUUUUAUACAAUUCAGUAGUUAUAUAGACUCAGCCUCAACUUGGAAUUCGUAUGCUUUGAGAACAAAUCAGUAACCAGAAUAGUUUAUUGGAAUCUAGCUUUGAUUAUAAGAAGGACCCAAAGAUUUAUAUGUGGAGCAAACGCACACUCCUCACAUGAGGACAUAAAGCAUUUACUCUGUGAAAGUUUAUGUUCUUGGUGUAAUCUAGGAACUGUAAGGGUUGAUCUCAGAGUGAACUAUUUCUAGACUAGCUGCCUCUAGAUGCUAUAAUUCUAGAACAUUGCUCUCCAUAUUUCAUAGACAAUGAAUGAGAGGGUGAGGGAGGCAUACCAUGUUGAAUUAGUUUCUGUUAUUUAAAUAUUAAAUAUUUUAAGCCUUUAAAGUGAAGUCAGUGCUAACUGCAAACAUGUACUUUUGUAUUUAUCGUCGCUAGAAAACUGUGGACUAUAAUUUAUUUCAUUAAAUAUUUAGAAGAUUGCUUGGUUUUGGUGUUCAGGUGAGAUAGAGUGAGGGUUGUGUUUUUUUUAAUUUCAUGGAUUUUUAAAAAUAAUUCCCAGUGGGGGAAGGGGGAAGGAACUGUCUGACACACAAGUGAGCAUAUUUUGACAAUAAGUGACCUUUGGGAUGGUAGGCAUUGAGAUGCUGAUUUCAGUCCCACUCGGGGUAGGAGUCAAACUUCUGGUCUGACAUCAAAGGCCACGUUUGUUCAGUAAAGGGGGCAUCCUCCCGUCGUGCAAAGGCGGAGUUUCCUAGAAGCCCUUUAUAGUGGAGAAAGUGUCUCCUGGACCACCGGGGCCCGCCCGACUCUCCUGUGGGGACUGUGGCUCCUGGUGUCAGGCCGGAUCCCAGUGCAGGCUUCCCAGAGCCCUCCACUCUGCUCAGACCUCCUCUGACUUCCCGGCUUGCUUCCUGAGGGACUUGGAAAAGGAGAAGGAAUUAUUCACACAAAAGUGUGUAUGAAGCCUAAAUGACAUCUAACUUUUUCCCCCCAAAAAAUAUGGUAAGGGUUUAACCAUAAAUAGAAGACAAGAGUAUUAUUUACUUAAAUUUCUUACAAGCAUAUAAAACUUUAUGAGUGUUUAUAUAGAGAGGUUAACUAUAAGCAUAUAGUAUUUAUAUUUGGGCAGGAGGGGUUAAAGCAAAUUUUUAAUUUAAAUAAGCAUAGUUCCUUUAAAGAGCAAUAGUAUUUAUACUCUGAAAAAAGUACCAAGCUUAGUUCAGUUAUUUAUUUGUCCGUGUUUCUCCUAUUGUUUCUCCUUUGGGGAGAAAUGGUGUAUUUUUAUUUUGGUUUGGUUUUGUUUCCUUUGUUUUCUGUCGUUCUGAUUCACUAAAUUUGGGGAUGGUUUUAUUAAAAGAUAUUAACUUCUUUUUAACCAAAGCUUUCUGAAUAUGACCAGCCUCAGGUGCUAGCGCAUUAAAGAGCAACUAAACCUAAUUCCAGUGUCCAUUUACGAAAUGAAAAGAAUUCAUUGAACUUCUCUAGGGGUGAGAGAGAACAUAAUGUUGAACUUAAAAGAAAUUCUUUUUCCCAGAAAGGAUUUUGCAUGUACCUAAUGCAAAAAAAAAAAAAAAAAAAAAAAAAAAAAAAGAUGCUCUAAUCACAGUAAUAGUCACACCAUGGUGACAGUGCUCUCAGAGUAAGCCGAAAUACAUUGACAUGAUGCUGCUACGAGAUCUUUGAGAAAGAAAAGCAAAUUACUUCUAUAAGGUAGGAACAAGAUAGCAGAGGCAUGCUUGGUGGCAGGAGGGAACAACUGACUAUUAUUUGGAUCAAAGUUGGGCUCUGAAGUUAAACAAUAAAUUCAGCUGACAAAAUAUGACGUUUAGAAAAGGAUGUGAAAAACUUUGCAUUUUCAUUUUCUUCCUUAUUAUAGAAACACCUGUGUGAUGAUACAAAAUAUUUGGUGAUACAGAAAAUUAUUUGUAAUAGUUCUUAUAAAGCUCCCUAAACUUAAAUAGUCCUCUGAUUAUUGGAAUCAGGUCAUUGUCAUCCCAGCUGCUAUAAGGCCUUUUAUACAAUGUUUUACAUCAGCUAAAUGAGGCUUUUGUACAAAGUCCCAAUAUCAUCGGUUACAACGGUGUCCAAAUGGUUGCAGUCCAUUGUGAAGAAACUGGCUUUGGUCACAAUGAAAUCAAAAGUGCAGAUGAAAGUGCUUUUUUGGGACAGUUUGCAAAUUGUGUUAAAGCUACGGAUUUUUUUAAAGUGUUCAGCAUCCUAAUUUACGUUAAAGCUAUGGAUUUUUUUUUUAAGUCUUCAGCAUCCUAAUUCACCCUUCCUAACUUAAGGAAAACAUGACUUAAGACACUGCUUCUAAGUUUGGUUGUUCUUUAUAGUGUGGAUACCCAGAUGUCUGUGAGCGUAUAGGGGUGGGCUGAGGGUCAAGUGAGGAGGGAGUGAGUGUGUGUGUGUGCGUGUGUGUGUGUGUGUGUGUGGUUUUUGUGUAUGACCUGCGUGUGUCAGACUGCUUCUAGGCUACUACGUGUCAAUGGAAAAGAAAAUGUAUUCAAAAUACUUAAAUCAAAAAACUAGAAGAUGGGAAUAAAAAGAUUUAUUCUAUACAAAGCCUUGUCUGGACCACUUUAGAGAGACUUCUAUUUUUUUAACCCUUCUAUAAAUAUUUGAUGGCACUUGAAAUAUUCCUGCAAUAAAAUGUGAUUUGUGUAAAGAAAAAAAAAGAUUUUGUAAUGUGAAACAAAGAAAGAAAGUUAUGUAAUUUUCUAAAAAAAAAAUACAAACAAACAAACUUUGUAUUAUUUUCUUGAUGGAAUUUGUCUAUCUGUCUUUGGAAAACUUUUUAUUUCAUUGAAUGUGCCAUAGUAGAAAUAUGUGUUUUUAGUUUUAGACUAAGGAAUAGCUGUUUGUGUUCCGACAUUCCAAAAUGCAAAACAACCUAGUAGAGUCUUUAACGAAAAGGUUUAAGUAGGAUGUAAGCUUCUCUCAUCGUUGCUUUUUUGCACAUGUUCUUCAUUCCUCUCUAGUGCAAUAUGUACAUAGAGCACUCGCGGGUGUACCUUGAUCCCUCAGGGAAAAAUACAUAUUUGUACAGUUGUUAUUAUUGUUGUUUCUUUUUGUUUUUGGCUAAGGAAUGUCGACUGAAUUACUUGUUAUUGUUGAGGGGCAGCCAGAUAAUAAUCCUAAAGCCACUGUUUCAAACAUUGAUUGUUUAAAUCAUGUGUCCUUCCAGUGCUAUUAAGAUACUAAUAAUAAAAAGUUAUUUUCUGACAGUUCUUUGUGCUGAUUGGUGAAAAAAAAAAGGGUAAAUAAGCACCUUAUGAUUGACUUACUGUGAAUGACAAUCCAUCUUGAUAUCAACAAAUAGAAAGCCCUAUCAUUUUGGAGUUGGGUUAAGAGUCAGAAACAAUGUGCUCAGGGAUCUUCUAAAACUCUUAAAACAGGGUGGCCAGUACUACUGGGACAAAUUGUGUUUUUUAUUAUUAAUAAUAAUGAUCAUGCUAUCCCUCCAAGGCACAGUGAACUGUGUAGAACCGACUGCAUGUGUAUAAAUGUCACUAUCAUCUCAUUUUGUUGAGUUCAAAACGUGUGUUCUUCAGUCUUGUGUACUUAAAAACACUGAAUAACUUCCAGAACUGUGGAAAGUUAUGCCAGUAUGUUCAAAAGAUAAAUGAACAGGUCAUCCACCAACAGAGAGCAUCAUUCAAAGUACAAUCUUGCAUACUCCAUUUACCAUUUCUCAAAUAGUUAAAAUAUUUAUGAUAAAAAUAUUUAUAGCCUUCAACAAUAUAUUAAAAACUACUUCAAAUUCCACAUAAUAUGGAUACAAGUGUUUAAACCAAAUGAGAUAAGGGCCCUGCCUAUCAGUGGAGUGAGAGAGGUAAAAGGUAAAAUAUGUUUUUUCUAACAGCAGCAAACAACUACUAAUUUCACUGGGUUCAUCUCUAGAAGCAAACCAAAAAACUCCCUUUAUGUAACACGUCUCCUACUUCCACAUUUGUAGUUUUUUUUUUCUUUUUUAAAAAAAUAUAUAUUUUAUUGGUUUUUUACAGAGAGGAAGGGAGAGGGGUAAAGAGUUAGAAACAUCGAUGAGAGAGAAACAUCGAUCAGCUGCCUCCUGCACACCCCCCACUGGGGAUGUGACCACAACCAAGCUACAUGCCCUUGACCGGAAUCAAACCUGGGACCCUUGAGUCCGUAGGCCGACGCUCUACCCACUGAGCCACACCAGUUAGGGCCACAUUUGUAGUUUUUAAUCUGUCGAAGUAAUACAAGAGAUAAUGUUUAAAGAUAAAACCCACCUGGUCACAAUAGCAUGAGCCAGCUUUUAGGGUCUCGUUUUACAUUUUUGAAAUACAGUUUUGAUCUCAUAUUUCAAUAUAUUGCUUUCCAUAAAGGCAGUGAACCUCAGUGUAAUUGUUGCCUUUGAUUUUUCCAUUUCACACUCGGAAUACACAUUCAGAUAUUUUUUUAAGACCACACAAGAGUAUAAUUUGGUAAAACUUUUCAUGUUUUUUUGCACAUGUUCUUUAUGUCUUUUAGAUGAAAAGGAAGCUUUUACCUUAUUUUUGAAAAUAAAUAUCAUGGAAAUGGGAAGAAAUCUCUCUCUCAUAUAUGUAUACAUAUAUUCAUACAUAUAUAUGUAUACAUAUAUGCAUAUACACACAUUAUUGACAAUUUUACAUAUUAUACCAUUUGGUUGCCACUUCUUAUAAAGGGAUGACACAGCAGAACCCCAUAAAAACAACUUUAUACAAUGGAUGAGAUUAUGUGCCCAGAAAGGCAACUGAAACAUUAAAUCUUGAUCUAUUGCUAAUAGUCCACCAUCCUAUCCCUAAACACUAGUAUUAGCGAAGAGUUCCACCAGCUUUCAUUAAAGAGACCUUCCUGUAUGAUUGUUUAUCCGUAAGAGAUGAGGAGGCUAACAAGCAAUGGGUUUCACUCCUGGAUCCGUUUGCUUCUUUGCUAGUGCAAAGGAGAUCAGUUUUGUCGGGCUCUCAGAACAGUUUUAAACAUAACCUAAAAGCCUGGUUUCAUACCAAGGAAAUAUUGUAGAAAGGGGUGGGGGAGGGACUUCAUGUUUAAACAAACCCUCAGAACUUCAAGCAAUAAAUACAUCCAGUCAUUUAUUUAUUUAUAAAUGAGUGACAGCAUAGUGAAUCCUAAGAGAAAUGUGUUUUCAGCAGUGAAACAUAAAAUGGAGUCUUGUGUGAAGAAAGUGAAUAUGAAUAUUUUAAAUGGAUGCCUAGAGAAAUCCGUGUUUGCUGUUUACAUUUAGCAUGUUUACCACACUAGCAGUAUCACACUUCUUAUUUUUCUCCUAAGAACUAAUGAAAGAUAGCUCGCUCUCAGCUUUGACAUGCUGCACAUGCCAUUAUGUUGUUCUCCAAGAGCAACUAAAAUUUCUCCAGUGUUCAUGUGUAAUUCCUUUCUCAUUCAUUAUCACUUCAAUGUGGAUGAAUACUGUUUCUAGGAACUUGGUCAUCAGUGAACAGAUUACAUAUGUAAAUGCAGACCAUUCUUGAGCAUAGAGUGAAUAUGAUUUCACACACACAUGAAAAAAUUCAUAUGUACUGUACACACUUUCCUGAAUCAAAAAUUCUCUUCUAUCCACAAUGGUUUGAAAUCUCUCAUAAAACAGUGGUAACUUUUUGUACAUUAGGACAUUAGCUGGCUGCUUCUUUAAAUGUCCCUGUAUUGUCUGCCUGCUCCUUUUGUGGAGAUGUGUUUUUGUAUUGGAUGUUUGGGCCAAUGGGAGGCUUCAAGCUACAACAUAUUUUCCCAGUUUAAAUAUAUUUAACAUAUGACAAACCCCAGACAAGGCUUUUAAUAUGUAUAAAGAACUGCAGUGUUAGGUGGUUUAUUUGCAAACCGUUUUCAAUGUUGUCCAUUUUUAUGGCACCUUUAACAAUAUUCUUGUUUCCAAAGUACAAAAACUAGGUUAAAUAUCUAGCCAUAACUGAAUGUCAAGCAAUAAAACAAAUGACCUUUGUGCAUAGACUUAAAAAAAUACAAAUGUUAGACAUCUGCAUGUAAAUGCAAUCUCUUGUUUACUGCUUUCCUCAACUCGAGCAAUUGAUUCCUUAUUUACUGUUAACUUAAGAACUUGUAAUGGCCUGUAAACAUUUUCUCUCUUACUCUUCUUUCAAAUUUACCUUCAUCCCUGCUUUUGAGUCAUAAUAUUUAAUGUUGUUCUGCACAUUUCUAUACAGUUAACUUUUUGGCUUUCAUUCUGUAUAGAUAAGAAAAUGUUAUAUUAUAAACAGCCUACUCAGUGCAAAUAUUUAUCUGUUUAUCAAAUCCACAAUAUGCUGUAUAAUACUGGUUUUACUAUAUAAUCUAUUUUAGACAUAGCUGUUUAGAACUAGAGUGUGCUAUUUUUGUGUUUUUCUGAUGUGUGGUGCUAGAUAAGUUACUUUUGUGAACAAAAAAAACACACACCCUUUUAUUCCUAGACAAUACCACCUUUGGGUCUUGUUAAUUUCACUGAGUAUAACUAUAUAUUUGUAUAUAUAUACAUAUAUAUAUAUAUCUACCUAUGCCCAACUGGCAGCUGUAUCAGAGUGCUGGAUUUGGGACAUGCUUUUCUCUUUAAAUACGUACUAUCAUUAUAUAAAUUAUUCUAGAGUGUAUUUAAUUAGGAUAAAAUUACUUCCUUAGUAUGGAUAUUUGACAUCAAUAGGGUGAAUUUGUUUAUAAAUAUGGAUAUAUGAAAACUUAUUAGCAUUGACUUUAUGUUUGCUACUUGGCUUUAUACAAUAUCUCCUAAGCUGAAAAAUAAUUUGCCAGGCCUUCAAGAUCCUAAAGAAACACUCUAGUUUAAUGGAGUAAUCCUUUUUUUUCUUCUUACUAAGGAAUUAUAUUAUUGACAACUGACAGGGUUGUGUACUUAGCUCCUAUUAUAGAUAAUAGGUAUUUAUAUAAAAUAUCCUUGGUGGCUUGAUGGCGGAAUAAACCUUUCCCCUCCUACCUGAACCAUGAGAAGUCUGAAGACAUCCACUGUCAUGGCAGAACAUGGCCCAAUAGAGCAAAUUCUAUUUUAAUUCUGACCUCGACCAGUUCUAUGAACUGAGCGAAGGACCUUCUUGUUAAAAGUCAUUUAAUAAUGAGUUUAAACUCUUUCCCCUAUUCUCCCAAGACCUAUUGGCAUUGUUAAAAAUCAAAGUAUAUCAAAUAUCUAACUAAGGAUGUAGUUAACCUUAUUAAAUAUUGAUUAGAAUUGUUCUGUAAUAUUACUGAAUUUGUAAGAUCUUUAGCAAAGAUUUUUGAGCAAUUUAUAAAUAUAGAGCAAAUGUUUCUGUUUACUGCACUUUUUGUAAUUGAAGGUGAUAAAUUCUCAAGCCAUGGUUAUUGGCUUCCAUGCACUGCAUAUUUACCCACAAUUUAGACAUUUUCCAUUUUUAUGGAAGAGUUGCUGUUAAUUACAAAUGCAAUCAUGUGGUUAAUGAAAGCUAAUGCUAAUAGUUAACCUUUUAAAGUGAAUUGGCUACAGUUUAAGGAGAAAUUUCUUUUACUACAAGUCAUGUCAUUCCUUACUGCUUCACAUAGAAAGAGAUGGAAACUUUUUUUUAAAGCACCAUUCAAUAGCCUAUGCUUCCUGGAGAUAGAGAUUGUAUUUCUUUGUGUCUGCACAAUGGCCAGCACAUGCCAGCAUUUGAUAAUUAUUAAAUAACAAUGAGUGUGCCCCAAUCCAAAUUCUUUUUCUGGGUUGUUAAAGUAAAUUUAUAAAGUAUGCCAAGCCUAUGGUUAACACUUUCUUCUACAACCAAGUAUUAGACCCACAUUUAAAAAGACCACAUGAAAUGCUGAUUCUAAUUGUGUGUAGGUCUUGAGGAUUAAGCACACAAAUUUCACAAAACUCGUGAGUAACAAACUCAGCCUUCUGUAAAUAUACAUGCAAGUCUGGAAACAGUAAUACUGUACCUAUAAAUAUAUCUGUCUGUUUUGUGUACAGUAUGUAAAAAUUCCUUUUCUGCCACACUAAAAAUGCAAGCCAUUUAUGGGUAUCCUAAAAAUAGUAUUGUACUAAAACUUUGCUAAUGAUCUUUAUUAGAAGAUCAUCCAACUUUUCACAUACAUUGGGUUUUCUUUUCAAUUCACUCUUACAGUAGUCUGCUUAUUUCCAGCUGUUUGUUAUUUUAUUGUGUCCUGAAUUUAAAAAGAUAUUUUGAUUCAUUUUGUAAAUACAAGCUGUAAAAAAAGAGAGAUUUAAUGUUGUCUUUUAAAUACUCCAAUUUUCAUUCUAAUAUGAAUGUUGUUAUAUUGUACUUAGAAACUGUACCUUUAAUAUUACAUUACCUUUAUUAAAAGUGCAUUGAACACAUCAAUUUUAGAUGUGCUUUAUGUACUAUUAUCCUAUAAUAAAACUUCAGCUUCUAAUGGAA
This is a messenger RNA of Myotis daubentonii (Daubenton's bat), 11407 nucleotides long. RefSeq names its product RAR related orphan receptor A (gene RORA). Gene Ontology annotation, molecular function: oxysterol binding; zinc ion binding; RNA polymerase II cis-regulatory region sequence-specific DNA binding. NCBI's taxonomy places the organism in Eukaryota, Metazoa, Chordata, Mammalia, Chiroptera, Vespertilionidae. The record is from RefSeq and is a predicted model, not a curated record. Gene Ontology annotation, cellular component: nucleus. Gene Ontology annotation, biological process: negative regulation of inflammatory response; regulation of transcription by RNA polymerase II.